Dendrobium catenatum is the source of this 2327-nucleotide messenger RNA. RefSeq lists its product as uncharacterized. Gene Ontology annotation, cellular component: plasma membrane. The record is from RefSeq and is a predicted model, not a curated record. Lineage: Eukaryota; Viridiplantae; Streptophyta; Magnoliopsida; Asparagales; Orchidaceae.
UUCUCCCUUUCGCGCGCUUCUUCGGCCAAAUCCCGUAAAUCCGCCGAACCGAGGGAUUUAGUAAAUCCCGGAUUUAUGCCGUAAAUCCUUAAAUCCGGGAUUUAUCCAUCGCCGGGAUUUAAAGCGCGCACAAAAACCAUUUGGCUGGAUUUAGCUUAAAUCCCGCUGUAAAUCCGACACCAAACAGCCCCUUUGUCUUGCGCGAACCUCAGAUCCAUGUUUCCGCCUAGCUUCAUCCUCAUCAUCCCAAUCAUCCAGGUCGCUUCUAACGUCUUCUCCUCGCCCAGCGUCGCUGCUUGAGAAAUUCUGUUUGGUGGUGCAGUAGAAUAAAUGAGAGUUGUAGGUGGUAUAGUACAACAAUAUGUGUGAUCCUUUUAAUGGUGAAUAUCAUGUUUCUUAUGGCCAGUCUUCACCAGAACCUGUUCCUCCAGAUAUGAGACCAUCUUAUAUUGAUGGGAAUGAUGAUGCGGCAUUUUGGACUACUUCUACUGAUUCAUUAGUGCGGCAUCAAUUUCGAAGAGGUUCAAGUGCGAGGAUAUUAAAAGAUGAUGCCAAUAAUACUCUCCUUGAUCACGAACUCAUGGAACUGUCCUCCAAAGUUCAGCAACAAGAAGAGGAGAUCAUGUUUCUUCGCAAACAAAUCAGAGAUGCUGGUUCAAAGGAGCUUCAGCUGUUGAAUGAAAAGCAUGUCUUGGAAAGAAAACUUUCUGAACUUGGAACGGCAAUUGAUGAAAAGCAGGAUGAUGCCAUAUCUGACUCAAUGAAGGAACUUAGUCAAAGAAAAGGUUGCAUUAAGGAGAAGUUAAAACUAACAAAUGAGUUAAAAGUUACCGAGGAAGAGGUGUAUUUAUUUACAUCAUCAUUGCUAGGUUUUUUGGCGGAGUAUAACAUACGAGUCCCCAUAAUAAAUGCUUCGACAGUUACCAACAGUACUCAGCGUCUUUUUCAGCAUAUGAAAUGGAAGAUGGGUUCUAAUGCUGGUAUUAGUGAGAUGCAACUGCUUUUAGGAAAUCAACCUGGUGUUGAAAUCUCAAAUAAUGGAAAGCUUGCCACAUUGGCCAGAAGGCCCCUUUCUCAACCGGGUUUGGACUCUAACAUGAAUGAGUUUCAAGGAUAUGAUAAGUAUCCAUUUGAUUUCCCUGUGGAGGGAACACCAAAGUUAAAACAUAUUCCACCUUUGGCUGUGAUGAAUGCCAAUGGGUUAAAUAAUGCUGCUCCUGACUUUGGUUACCAAUUCAUUAUGGAUCAGCCAAGGGAGUUACAGUCUGCAAUGUAUAAGGAAGUUGGAGGCGCUGCUACUCCCAAUGUUCUUGAAAACAAUGCUGUUGAGGCUGCACAUAGAGGAGAGACCGUUGAUCCGAAUUUCUAUAUACCCUCCCCACUUGAGACACAAGCUUCUCCUUUCACAGAAGUAGGUGAGGUCUCUUUACCUGGUAUAGAUGUAUUUCAAAUUAUCGGUGAGGCUAAACCAGGUUGCACUUUAAGAGCAUGUGGCUACCCCACUAAUGGGACCUAUCUUUGUAUCUUUCAGUGGGUUCGUCAUCUUGAAAAUGGCACUAGGCAAUCAAUUGAAGGAGCAACUGUUCCUGAUUAUGUUGUUACUGCUGAUGAUGUUGACACUUAUCUCGCCGUGGAUUGUAUCCCAAUGGAUGAGAGUGGUCGCCAGGGUGAAUUGGUUAGUCUUUUUGCCAACAAUCAGAACAAAAUUACUUGUGACUCAGACAUGCAGCAUGAGAUUGAAACUCAUCUUUCUUCCGGAAGAGCGGUUUUUAAUGUUAUGUUGUUGCAGAUAGAUUCUUCAGAGGCUUGGGAACAAACAACUAUGUUUUUGAAACGAUCUGGUUAUCAGAUUAAAGUUAGUCGUACGCAGCAUGUGGUGAUAGAAGAAAAAUAUUCACCGGAGUUAUAUAUUAAAGUACCAAAUGGGCAGUCAACACAAUUUGUGCUAAUUGGAUCGGAUGGAACUACCUUGCCUUUCAGUACAAGUGGAACUUCUCAGCCUCAUAGCUUGGAGAAUGAUAUACGAUUGCGAGAUAUUAUUGUCUUGUCUAUGAGAUACUUCCAAUCUAAGUUUUUUGUGGUAAUUUUAAUUCUGUACAAAUAAGCUUAGAAUGUAAUAUAGGCUGUGAUACUAUUUUGCUCACUUGUACAUACUUUUUGGCUUCUAAAAUGUUUCAUAUUGUACUAAUAAAAUAAGAAACGAUAAGCAGAAAGGCCUUGAAUCUCUCAGUGCACCUAAUUGGUGUGAAUGAAACCAUUGACAGUUAUUCAACCUGUAGCUGAAUAAAUAUUUCUUCAAUUUUAAUCUUCCCAGUUUCCUGCAGAAA